Molecule: messenger RNA, 1512 nt
Organism: Striga hermonthica
Lineage: Eukaryota; Viridiplantae; Streptophyta; Magnoliopsida; Lamiales; Orobanchaceae
Source: the annotation of a GenBank genome assembly
AUGGCCGAGGAGAUGGUUUACCUCCACGGCGACCUUGACCUGAAGAUCAUCGAUGCCCGCAGCCUGCCCAACAUGGACAUCCUCACGGAGCGCCUCCGUCGCCUGUUCGCCACCUGCCACCAGCCCUGCGCCCCGACAAAGCGCCGCAAGCACCACAACAACAUCAUCACCAGCGACCCCUACGUCACCGUCUGCCUCUCCGGCGCCCGUGUCGCCCGCACCCGCGUCAUAUCCAAUUCCCAGAACCCCGUUUGGAACGAGCAUUUCAAAAUCCCCUUAGCUCACCCUGUUACACAGGUGGAGUUGGAGGUGAAGGAUAAUGACAUGUUUGGAGCCGACCUAAUCGGCGUGGCGGCAAUGCCAGCGAAGAAGAUCGCAUCCGGUGAGCUGAUCGACGAGUGGGUGACGGUGGUGGGCCCGUGCGGGAAGCCUCACAAGCCCGACACGGCCAUCCACCUCCAGAUGACCUUCACCCCGUGCGGAGCCAAUCCCAAGUACCGCAAGGGGUUCUCGGAGGAUUACUCCCUGAGAGAGAGCUAUUUCCCGCUGCGGCGCGGAUGCAGGGUUACUCUGUACCAAGACGCGCACGUGCCGGAUGGGAUGCUGCCGGAGAUCGAGCUGGACGGUAAAGGGAAGAGGUUCGAGCACGACAAGUGCUGGGAGGAGAUAUGCCAUGCGAUCUUGGAAGCUCACCACCUUGUGUACGUCACGGGUUGGUCUAUAUACCAUAAAGUGAGGCUUGUGAGGGAGCCGACGAGGCCCUUGCCGAGAGGGGAGAAUAUGAACUUAGGGGAGCUGUUGAAGUACAAAUCCGAGGAAGGGGUGAGGGUGUUGCUGCUCGUGUGGGACGAUAAGACCUCCCACAAUAAGUUCUUCAUUAACACGGAAGGAGUCAUGGCGACUCAUGAUGAGGAAACGAAGAAAUUUUUCAAGAACUCGUCCGUUACGUGCGUGUUGUCCCCGCGUUACGCAAGCACCAAACUCAGCAUUUUCAAGCAACAGGUAGUGGGAACCCUGUAUACCCACCACCAGAAGUGUGUGAUUGUAGACACACAAGGACAGGGAAACAACCGUAAAAUCACGUCAUUCAUCGGUGGCCUCGACCUUUGCGACGGGCGCUACGACACGCCAGGCCACCGGUUGUUCCAAGACCUCCCCACCGUCUUCAAGGACGACUAUCACAACCCCACCUUCUCUCUAGGAACAAACGGGCCAAGGCAGCCAUGGCACGACCUGCACUGCAAGAUAGAAGGGCCAGCCGCGUACGAUGUGCUCACCAACUUCGAGCAGAGGUGGCGUAAGGCCAGCAAGUGGUCCAAGUUUGGGAAGCGGUUCAAGAAGAUCUCGCAUUGGAAGGACGAUGAUUUGCUAAAGGUCGACCGUAUCUCCUGGAUAACCACCCCUUCAAACAACCUACCCAACGACCAUCCCUCGUUGUGGGAUUCCCAGAAGGAUGAUCCCGAGGGCUGGCAUGUGCAGGUGUUUCGCUCGAUAGGUUCGGGAUCGGUGUAA